AUGAACCGAUGGUCCACUUACCUGUUGGGAUGGACGACCUUCCUCCUCUACUCCUGUGAGACAAAUGGAGGUGACAAGGCUCCAUGUGUCUUUCCCUUCAUCUACAAGGGGUCUGUUUACUUCUCUUGCACCAAAAAAGGUAGCCUUUCACCUUGGUGUGCAACCAAAGCGGUAUAUGACAGACACUGGAAGCCAUGCUUGGUGGAAGAUUACCCACGAUGUAUCUUCCCCUUCAUCUAUCGGGGAAAGUCCUACAGCAACUGCAUCACGGAAGGCAGCUUCUUUGGAAAGCUGUGGUGCUCAGUCACCUCCAAUUAUGAUGAGAUGAAGCAGUGGAAAUACUGUGAAAUCAAUGAGUUCGGGGGGAACUCCCUCAGCAAGUCCUGCAUCUUCCCCUCCGUCUAUAGAAACACCGUGAUCUCUGAAUGCAUUGAGAACGAAGACAACAAGCUCUGGUGUCCAACCACAGAGAACAUGGACAAGGAUGGACUGUGGAGUUUCUGUGCCGACAUCAGGAUCACCUCCUUGUUGCCCGGCUCCCCCUGCCACUUCCCCUUCAUCUACAAAAACAAGAAUUACUUCAACUGCACCCGGAAAGGGUCCAAGGAGAACCUCCGAUGGUGCGCAACCUCCUACGCCUACGACCAGGACCGCACCUGGGUGUACUGCUGA
This is a messenger RNA of Myotis daubentonii (Daubenton's bat), 672 nucleotides long. RefSeq names its product epididymal sperm binding protein 1 (gene ELSPBP1). The record is from RefSeq and is a predicted model, not a curated record. Lineage: Eukaryota; Metazoa; Chordata; Mammalia; Chiroptera; Vespertilionidae. Gene Ontology annotation, cellular component: cell surface. Gene Ontology annotation, molecular function: heparin binding. Gene Ontology annotation, biological process: sperm capacitation.